Molecule: messenger RNA, 895 nt
Organism: Zophobas morio
Lineage: Eukaryota; Metazoa; Arthropoda; Insecta; Coleoptera; Tenebrionidae
Product: protein takeout-like
Exons: 4
Coding region: 1-738 (245 amino acids)
Source: RefSeq, a predicted model, not a curated record
AUGAAACACUAUCUAGUCCUGAUCUGUGUAAGUUUAAUAUUCUCCAGCUUCGGUGCUAAACUACCAUCUGUGUUCAUAAAAUGUAAUCGAAAACAGGCUGAUUUCCAACAAUGUUUGACCAAAGCUGUCGAAAACGCGGUAAGACAAAUGGAUCAUCCGUUUAAAGAAGUGGGUUUAUUAAACCUUGAAUCCUUUGUAAUACCGGAGUUAACUGUAGCUGCCGGGUCUCGAGUGCUUGUAGCCCAACAAACUUUAAAAAAUAUGACACUAUCCGGCUUUAACGAAACUAAAUGUACAAAAGUGGAAUUCGAUUUUGACAAAAAUACGCUAAAACUGGAUUGUGUUGUACCACAUUUUCGCUUCGACUUCAGUUAUGAAUUAAACGGGCAAAUUUUGUUGGUUUCUAUUUAUGGAAAUGACACUGGAUGGGUUGUUAUGCAGGAUUCUCACUUUGAGCUCAGUUACCAAUUAGGAGAAUAUGAGAAGAAGGGUAAAAAAUAUUUUAACAUUGUUAAUCACCAAUUAAAAAUACAGCCAAGGAGUAUUGAUUUUGAUUUGAGGAAUCUGUUCGAUGGUGAUGAAGAAGCGGCUGAUCGUGUUAAGAAGAUAUUGAAAGACAACGCCCUUGAGAUUUAUAAAGAUAUUCAUUCUGGUUACGACGCAGCUUUUGGGAAAGUGUUUGCAACCAUUUUUGAAAGAUUUUUGACACGAGUGCCUGUUUCGAAUCUUUUUGAUUAGAAGUAGUUUUGACAACCCACGAUCAUGUAGCAAGCAAGAAACCAAGCUCUAGACAAUUAUUAUCACUGUCAAGAUAAAACUUAAAUUUCACUUGUCAUUGUUCAUUGUCCAAAAAAAAUUGUCUGAAAAUCCUUCAGAAGAAGUUUGUUGUGACGGU